Molecule: messenger RNA, 1830 nt
Organism: Megalobrama amblycephala (Wuchang bream)
Lineage: Eukaryota; Metazoa; Chordata; Actinopteri; Cypriniformes; Xenocyprididae
Product: odorant receptor 131-2-like
Exons: 1
Coding region: 77-1051 (324 amino acids)
Biological process (GO): G protein-coupled receptor signaling pathway
Cellular component (GO): membrane
Molecular function (GO): G protein-coupled receptor activity
Source: RefSeq, a predicted model, not a curated record
AUCUUGAUGCACAGUGUUUAACCUUCUACGUUCUCUCCUUUUUUUUUUCUUUUCCAGAAAGCGGUGUUAUCAAAAGAUGAACCUUUCACUGGUGGGUAACAUCACACAACCCAAGAUUUUGCGGGACAGCUUGAGCACAGCAGUGGCUAAGAAUGUGAUAGUGGUUGGUUUGUGCAUCUCCAUCAACUAUAUCAACGGCACGCUCGUCCACACCUUCAUCAAGCAUGAGAUCUUCACCGGAAACCCUCGGUACAUUCUCUACAUUCACAUGGUGUUCAACGACAUGAUUCAGCUGACGAUUGCAGUCAUUCUUCAUGUGUUAAGUUACGCUGUGUUUACUAUCAAUGUCUCUUUCUGCUGUGUUCUGUUGAUGAGUGCUAUAUUCACGACGCUCAACACACCGCUGACCCUCGCCUCCAUGGCUAUCGAGCGCUACAUCGCCAUCUGCAACCCUUUGCGUCACGCUCAGAUCUGUACUGUACGUAAAACACACAUCCUUAUCAGUCUAAUCUGGACCCUGAGCGCCAUCCAGGUUCUUCCAGACCUGUUCAUCCUGCUGGCUAUACAACCGAGGACCUUCUUCUACAGCAAUAUCUUCUGCUACAGAGAUUAUGUGUUCAAUAACCCAUAUAUGGUUGAAAAGAGAAAUGUUGUGUAUAUCAUUUACCUGGCAUUUGUGUGGCUGACUAUAGUGUAUACUUACUUAAAGAUCAUGUUUGUUGCAAAGGCCACAAACUCGGAUGCUCGCAAAGCUCGGAGUACCAUCAUCCUACAUGGAAUCCAGCUUCUGAUGUGCAUGCUGACGUUUGCCGGACCCUUUCUGGACAGGUUGUUGGCGGAAAUGUUUCCGAUGUUGAUUCUGGAGAUGAGAUUUUUAAGUUAUUUAGUAAUCCAGAUAAUGCCCAGGUUUAUCAGUCCUAUUGUGUAUGGCGUGAGGGAUAAAACGUUUUGUAAUUACCUGAAAAAAUACUUAGUGUGUACAAUGUUCGAGAUGAGGACAACUCUCCAACCCAAAAGGAAUUUGGCGAAAGUUUCCAAUAAAUCCACAUGAAGGUUCACUAUAUAACAAUAUUGUAAAAAAGCCGUUGACUUUGUAAGCAACAUUUGUGAAUGAAUCUGAAAGAAAUAUAUACUGCACUACAUGUGCAAUGAGCAUGAUUAAUACAUUGAAAUGUAAUGAAUAAGUGACGCUUUACAGAGGUGAACUGAGACCCCUGUAUUGGCACGCAAUAUUAAACAAAAAGUACCCUGAUGUUUAGUUCAUCUAGAAUGGAUCUUAUCUUGUUUUGCAGUAAAAUGGCAUCCUUAAACCAUGUAAAAUGAAUGAUUAUUUGGAGUGUAUGCGUCGCAGGUGUAUGUGGCAUUUUACAGACAUACUGUAAUAGCAUAAAAAUUGUCAAUGGAAAAAGUGUCUUUAUGAAAAAGUAAAAACACACAUACAAUACAUAACUAAAUCUGAAGAUUCAACCUUUUCCCUUUUCAUAGCUUUUAUGUGGAAACUCCUUUUCUGUGAAUGUUUGUACAAAUAGCCCUUGUACAGAGUAUAAAUAAUAAUCUGUAAUUCUGUCAUUGCAUAUCAGAUCACUGAUCAAUUAGUAUUGUCCUCCCCCACCCACAUUAAUAUGAUCUGCAAUGUUGGUUACACCAGAUCACCAAAAAAAAAAAAAUAUAUAUAUAUAUAUAUUCUGGCGCCCAACCCAUUACUAAAACUCCUGCUGAUUUUACCUCCAUUUAGGAGAAUAUAUAUAUAUAUAUAGGGCUGUCAAUGGAUACAUUUUUUAAUUGUGAUUAAUUGCACACUUAUCGUGAAAUUAAACAUACACCAUUUAU